AUAAUAGUCUCUCUCUCUCUCUCUCUCUCUCUCUCUCUCUCAAAAUAUUGUUCAUGGUUGCAUAGUUGAUUUGAUUAAGACAACUUACCUUAUAGCCUGUCAUUUUCUGCGAAGAAGCAGCACUUCUCGAAUUCAUUGGUCAAUAAGAUAUGGCAAGGAAACCAGUAGUCAAUAUAUAUUCAUCACUCUUAAAAGUUAAAACAAAAUAAAAGAAAAAAAAAAACGAUUUUAGGAAUAAUUUAGAAAUUUCUGCGCAGAACAAGUAGGAGUCAAAAACCUUGAAAACGGAACGCCCUAAAAGAACAACACGUUUAUAUAUCCAUUUACUUUGAAAUAUAAAACUUGCCGGCACGGACCUUCUUUGUGCGACGACUUCUUCAAAGUUCAAACACAUUAAUUCCAUCAUCACCAUUAUCAAUACCAAUUCCAACAAUAUCAUUCCCUGCAACAUCAUCAUUGAUUCAUUCUUCAUCACACUUCACAAACCAAAAUUAUAUUCGCCUUCAAAUAAAUCAAUUCUCUUACCUUCUCACUUCUCAGUUCUCAUCAACAACAACAUGAAGCUUUGGCCAUGGCCUUGGGCCACUUCCAUAUCUACCCUCUUCUUCAUCGUUGUUUCCACCUUCCUUGUCCUUCGGUUCUUCCGCAAAACCUCUGCUCUCCAAAUCCUCAAUAAAUGGUGGCUCUCCUUCGAGGACCGACUCCACGUCCACCAGUCCUUCAAAGUCCCACUCUACAACCACCAUUUCCAGGAGAAUCAUCUCUACCGGAAAAUCCUCACCUACCUCGAUUCUCUCCCUUCGGUACAAGACUCCGAUUACACUAACCUCUUCUCCGGCCACAACCCCGCAGAUAUCUACCUCCACCUCGACGCCAACCAGACCAUUCAGGACAUCUUCCUCGGCGCCAAGCUCUCUUGGACCAAGACCAAUGACGCCGUCAUCGGCGGCGUCGGUUCCGAUUCCGCCGCUCUCGUGCUCCGAAUCAAGAAGAAGGACAAGCGCAGGGUUUUCCGGCAGUACUUCCAGCACAUUCUUUCCGUGGCGGAGGAAAUUGAACUGAGAAGGAAGGAGAUCAGGCUGUACACGAACUCCAGCGCCGGCGAGUCGUCGCGGUGGAGGUCGGUCGCGUUCACGCAUCCGGCGAGCUUCGAUACGGUGGCGAUGGACGCCGAGCUGAAGAACAAGGUGAAAUCGGAUCUGGACCAGUUCCUCAAGUCAAAGCAGUACUAUCACCGGUUAGGCCGCGUUUGGAAGCGGAGUUACCUCCUCUACGGUGCCUCCGGCACGGGGAAAUCGAGCUUCAUCGCCGCGAUGGCGAAGUUCCUUUGCUACGACAUCUACGACAUCGACGUUUCGAAGGUAACCGACGGAUCCAAUUGGAAAACUCUGCUGAUGCAAACGACGAGCAAAUCGAUGAUUGUGAUCGAGGACCUAGACCGGUUACUGUCUGGAAAAUCAACGGCGGUGAUCAGCGUUUCGAGCAUACUGAACUUCAUGGACGGCAUCGUUUCGUGCUGUGGCGAGGAGCGCGUGAUGGUGUUCACGAUGAACGGCACGAAGGAUGAGGUGGAUCAAGCGGUGCUGAGGCCUGGUAGGAUUGACGUUCACAUACACUUCCCCUUAUGCGAUUUCUCAACGUUCAAGAUUCUCGCGAGCAGUUACCUAGGGCUUAAGGAACACAAGCUUUUCACUCAGGUGGAGGAAGUUUUCCAGACCGGGGCACGGCUUAGCCCGGCCGAAGUCGGCGAGAUUAUGAUAUCGAACCGGAAUUCACCGACUCGGGCCUUGAAAACGGUUAUAACGGCUUUGCAGGCUCAAUCAAACGGUGGUGGUGAUUCGAGGAUAGCAAGAGGGGGAGGGAGGUUGAGUGAGAGCGGCUCGGGUCUUCUGCGGAUGGGAAGUAGGAGGAAGGAGGAGAAGGAAUAUUCGGGGCCCAUUGAGAAGGAUACUCCAUCAAUUGAGGGUGGUCGGGUGAAUUAGAUCUGAAUUGUUUUUUUUUUCUUCUAUAGAUGGGCUCAACAAAAAAAUUGUAAAGUAGCU
Arachis ipaensis is the source of this 2042-nucleotide messenger RNA. RefSeq names its product AAA-ATPase At2g46620. NCBI's taxonomy places the organism in Eukaryota, Viridiplantae, Streptophyta, Magnoliopsida, Fabales, Fabaceae. Gene Ontology annotation, molecular function: ATP hydrolysis activity; ATP binding. The record is from RefSeq and is a predicted model, not a curated record.